GGAGACUGUUGCUGCUGCGAGGAGGAUGCGACAGUGAGCAGCAUUGGAGACAGAAGGGGCCAUAACUCGACGGCACUUCAGUUUGUGUGUUUGUAAAGUUGACGUGAAUGGACGCCAGUUGGGGGAAUGGGAAAUAAGUCGUCAUCAUCGUCACAAGUACCCUCGUACCUACUGGGAUCAGGAUCAGGUUCAAAAAAUGUUCCAAAGCGCGGUUCACAUUACUACAUAGCACCUUUUAUCGCACAAUCAUACAAAGCACCUAUUUUUCACCAGUCAGUCAAUUCGCUGCAACACUUCAGUGGCACUGAUUCUGUGUAUAUGACCAGUCCGGCUGAUUCCGAAGGAUGGCGAACAAAUAACUGGAAAAUUGGAAAUUCUCGUUUAUCGCUUAACGAAGCGUUUUUUAUGGAUGGUCCACCUGGAGUACCAUCUACGGUGUUUCCAAUGCCAACAGUUAUACCCCUUCCGCCACUAACUCUAAAACAAUUCAAAAAGUGGCAAAAAAGACAGAAAAAAAUGUUAAAAAAAAUGGGCUCCAUUCCCGCGAAUCUUAUGCCACCCCGUGCACCAGUAACACCUAUGUUACAAUAUUCUCGUGCUUUUUCUGUCGACAAUUUGUCAAGACAAAUGGAUGUUCCAGUGGGACAGAAAUGUGUUUGGAAGAAGUGCAGGAAGGUUAUUAAAAAUCAAACAUACGGUAAUACUGCUCCUGAUUUACCUUCUGGUCCACUGAAGUCAUCUUUUAGCAGCAGCUGCUCAAAUGGUUUUGCUGUAUCAGAUUUACGAAUGACCCAUUCGGCUCCGUCCACAAAUACAUCUGAUCGAAGUCGUCUGACGUCAACUACCGAUCAUUCGUCGUCGUUACACUACCAAACACCAUCACCAAUACAGUUGAAGAAUUCGUCCAAUCAGCAUUUGCAGCGAAUACGAGCAUUUAGGAAUGAUGUUGGACCAUCGGGAACACCUAGACGGCUGCAGCAAUGGACUUUGGUUGCCAAAGGCGGACCAUCAUCUACUGAGCCGCAUGAGACCGCAGAUGAUAUUAAUGAAGAAACAAGCAGUGAAGUUAAAAAAUGUGGAAUUGGCCACAAAUCACCGGAUAUAAAUUAUGCAUCCAGAAAAACUGCAGCGAUCAGCGAAUGCAGUUAUCCCAAAGCAGCAACGUCUCACGAUUGCGAUGAGCGAAAUUAUAGAUAUCGAAAUGGCAUCGGUGGUUCUGCCAACAGAAGUAAUCAGUAUAGUGACUAUAACACAAAUAACGGUGGUCAUAUCAUUCCGGGAUGUAACAUACCCGUUAAAAUCACACCAGAACCCGAGGAAACCCCAAAAAAGAAUGAUCAGUUGUUCUCUAAAAAUGUCACCAAUUCAACCGACGACGACAAGGUAUUUUCAACUGUUGAGACAGCUUCAAAUCCAUUCCAACGAUGUAAUUCGACUUCCGGAACUACUAAGAAUCAUGCUACGCACCAAACGCAAUUGGGAUAUUCCCCGCUUAAAAAAAGCGCGGACUAUGGUUCCACGAUCAGUUCAUUAACCCAGAGUUCGAACAUGAAAACCGAAGUCAGCGAUAUUGACUUCAGUUGGGUGAACGAUGUCGAAAAUCGUCUUGACCGAGAAAUCACUUUCGUGAAAGAAGAUUCUCGGCCGCAGCUACAGCGAGAACAGCAACUGCCAGUGCAAUACUUCGGAAUGGAUUUGAACCAGUCCAGAGCUGGUAAAGAUGGGGCAGCGAUAAUUGUUUCACCGGCACACCCUACCACCACAAAAUCAUUUGAAGUAUUUGGCGAAUGCGAAUCUCGCAAAGAACUCAGCCAAAUACAUUCUGAUGUUCGUUCCAAAGCAGCAAUGUUUGAUACAGAAGCUUUUCGAAAUGAACGGAAAGUUGAUGAACAACAGGCCGCAUAUCGUUAUCGUUCACGAUCAACUCCUCGCGAUAAUGUGUAUAUACCUCAGCCUGAUUACCGAGGUUACGACCCUAUUUCUGUAGAUAUAUCACAAAAUUCGACCCGAUACGAUAGUAUUCCUUCAAGCAAUACCCCCGUUGCAUACGGUUCUAAGUAUGACAGACUCCCACAUCACAACAACGAAAGCAGUAAUAUGAAGCUGGAUGGGAGUGUUACAGAAUCAAGAGCAAAAUGUGGUAACUCUUACUAUUGUAAUAGUAAAAAAAUGACUAAUCGACAACAACAGCAGCAGCCAUAUUCCGGUAACGACAAUGAAAUGUUGCAACGUAAUCGAACAUAUGAUGCAACUGAAUGCUACAUCCAGAAUGCAGCUCAACGUAGUGCUGAAGAACCAUGGAGAAUAUCCGUUGCUUACUAAUCCAACUCUUCAAUUUUUGGUUUUCAUGAAAUUUUCCCUUUGAGUUAUGGCACAUUGCAUGAUACUUCUGUUUAAAAACAGCUGCAAAUAGCUUCACUUGAGUGAAAGUGCUUUGCAUAUUGAAGGCGUGUUUAUUCCCUUUCUUACCAUGAUUUGCUGAAGUUGUUUUCUUUUUUUUGUGUGUUCUACUAAAAAUAUCAGCUACUGCAGUUUUUAAAGAACAUGAG
Loa loa (African eye worm) is the source of this 2549-nucleotide messenger RNA. RefSeq lists its product as hypothetical. The transcript has 9 exons. Bases 127 to 2322 code for a protein of 731 amino acids. The record is from RefSeq and is a predicted model, not a curated record. Lineage: Eukaryota; Metazoa; Nematoda; Chromadorea; Rhabditida; Onchocercidae.